ACUUGGAUGACCAAAUGGAGCCACCCGCAAAAAUCGAGAUAUCGCCCAGUAUUGUGAAACACACUCCAGAUGUAUCACGAAUUGCGGAUCCUACUGAAGUCGAUUCAGACACUCCGCGUAGACAUAGAACAUGAUAAAACGAUGCUUAAUAAUAUUGAGAGCGGUGAUGUUGAAGAUUUAUACGGUGGUACAAUUCAGAAUCUGAGAGGAGCCCUCGAUAGUUAUCUUGAAUACCUGACACGGGAGUAUAGUGCAAUGCAGGACAUCGUUGCAACGACCAAAAAAUUGAUCGACAAGUAUGAUGACCAGUCGUACCUCGGUACAUUGAACGCGCUUAAGAUAGAAGUCGAAGUUGGGAUUGGACUAAUCUACGAAAGAACAGCUUUAAAGACCACGCCACUCUUGAGUGAAGCCGAAGCAAAGUCGUAUGCCCAGGCGAGGAUGAAUUUUUUUUCAUUCCUUGAACGUCUCAAGGAUGACUACAGAAAUGACAUCAGGUUCAUUAAUAAAUAUGGAAGGGUCAGGAUGGAAAUGGUGGAACGACACCUCGGUGAGAUGACCCUGGCCAUCAAGAGGGCGUGGAAUCAAUAUACUCUUCAUGUGACUCUUAUCGAUGCUGAACAUAUGGAAUGGAAAGAGCUUCGCGAUACAUUGAAAGAUACACUCGCCGAAAAAGCACACUGUGAGGAUAAAUAUGAGGUACUCCUAGUUGGAAGAUCGCAAACGGAAAGAACGUGCAGCCAAAAAGAAGAAACGUGCUACUGAGGCAGACGAUGACAAGAAGACUGAAGAUGAAG
Messenger RNA from Polychytrium aggregatum, 797 nucleotides. RefSeq lists its product as uncharacterized. Lineage: Eukaryota; Fungi; Chytridiomycota; Chytridiomycetes; Polychytriales. The record is from RefSeq and is a predicted model, not a curated record. Bases 70 to 765 code for a protein of 231 amino acids. The transcript is spliced from 3 exons.